GCCCCGGGAGCUGGGGUCCUUGGCGCGGCGGCGCCUCCGUGCCGUACAACAUGGCGGCGCUCUGGCGGGGGCGGAAGCAGCUCCUGCGUGUGGACGGGCUCCGCCGUACAGCGCGGGCCUUGUCAGGCAAGAACGAGUAUGAUCUCCUGGUGAUUGGUGGUGGUUCUGGUGGUCUUGCCUGCGCAAAAGAAGCUGCCCAGUUUGGAAAGAAGGUGGCUGUUUUAGACUAUGUGGAGCCUUCUCCUAAAGGAACCUCAUGGGGACUUGGUGGAACUUGUGUCAAUGUUGGCUGCAUUCCCAAAAAGCUUAUGCAUCAAGCAGCACUUCUUGGGAGUGCUCUUAAGGAUGCCCGGCACUAUGGCUGGAAUAUAUCCCAACCCAUUCACCAUGACUGGUCUACAAUGGCUCAAGCUGUUCAAAAUUAUGUCAAAUCUUUGAACUGGGGACACAGAGUGCAACUACAGGACAAAAAAGUGAAGUAUUUCAACCUCAAAGGCAGUUUUGCAGAUGCGCACACAAUCCAUGGUUUAACCAAAGCAGGAAAAGGGAUGACUCUUACUGCAGAAAACAUUGUUAUUGCCACUGGAUUAAGGCCAAAAUAUCCUACAGAUGUUGCAGGUGCACUGCAGUAUGGGAUUACAAGUGAUGAUAUAUUCUGGUUGAAAAAAUCUCCUGGAAAAACGUUGGUGGUUGGAGCCAGCUAUGUUUCCCUUGAGUGUGCUGGUUUUCUCACAGGCAUUGGGCUGGAUACCACGGUCAUGGUAAGAAGUAUCCCACUCCGAGGAUUUGAUCAGCAAAUGUCCUCCUUAGUAGCAGAUUACAUGGAAUCCCAUGGUACAAGAUUCUUAAAGAAAUGCAUCCCAACUAAAGUUGAAGAAUUGGACAGUGGCAAACUUCAAGUGUCCUGGAAAAAUGCUGAUAUGGGCAAAGAAGAAACGGAUUCUUUUGACACAGUGAUAUGGGCAGUAGGUCGAGUUCCUGAUGCUAAAACUCUUAAUUUGGAGACAGUUGGAGUGAAAAUGAAUUCUGAAACUGGAAAGAUCAUUGUUGAUGCCAGCGAAGCUACUUCUGUUCCUCACAUUUAUGCAGUUGGAGACAUAACAGAGGGGCGCCCAGAGCUAACACCUACUGCAAUAGCUGCAGGAAAACUGCUGGCUCGGCGUCUCUUCGGCCAAUCCUCAGAACUGAUGGAUUAUGACAGUGUACCCACUACGGUUUUCACUCCUUUGGAAUAUGGCUGUGUAGGACUGUCAGAAGAAGAGGCAGUGGGAUGUUAUGGAGCAGAUAACACUGAGGUGUACCAUGCAUAUUAUAAACCGUUGGAGUUUACUGUGGCUGAGAGAGAUGCAACUCAGUGUUAUAUAAAAAUGGUGUGCUUGCGAGAAAAAGAGCAACGACUUCUUGGCCUACAUUUUAUUGGACCAAAUGCUGGUGAAGUUAUUCAAGGAUUUGCUCUUGGAAUCAAAUGUGGCGCUACAUAUUCACAGAUGAUGAAGACAGUUGGCAUCCACCCUACCAGUGCUGAGGAGGUAACCAAGUUACAUAUCACAAAGCGCUCUGGCUUGGAUGCCACAGUCACAGGCUGCUGAGGUUAAGUACCAUCCCUGGAGAGAAGGAAAAGGAGCACACAAGAGAACUGACAAGGAAAAAGGGCAUCCUGGCAGAAACAGCUUUGACAGCUGCUGCCAUUUCAGGCUUCACUCCUUUAGUUUGGCAGCAAGAAAGAAACUUUAGUCUUGCAGCCAGACUGAACCUCUCUGAAGAACUGCCCAGACAACAAUCAAUGCGCUGCUUCCAAAAAUCCUAUUUCCCUGAAGCAUAUCAUUUCUGAAGUGCCUGGAUCCUGCUGGAGGUUUCAAAAAAAAAAGGGGGGGUUCGUUGCAUUUUAUGUAAAAAUGUAUCUUUGUGCUCAUCAUUCAGCGUCUGAGGCCAGCUUGAACAGAUGUCACUUGGUUUAUACCACUAACCACUGGCAGAUUACUUCCCCCUUGUGGGCAUGUUGAACCCUCAGAUAAGUGCACUGUCAAAUUGAAGCGGCUUGUGGUGUGCUCCGAAGAAUGCCAGGAGCCCGUUUGACAGGAUGUGGGAUUUUGACAGCCAGAGUCCGCCCCAGAGAACACCUUACUGCUGAGGUUCAUCUGUGGGGAGUAGUAGUAGUUCAUCAGGCUGCCCAAGGCUCUUGGGUCCUUUCAGUUUUUAUUAGGUAACAACCACCACUUCCUCAGUCGCAUCUAGCAGAGUGACUCGGAACUGGUGCUGAUCACAAGAGUUCCUAGUCAGCACACCCUGAUAGAAAGCAAACCCUAAUAUGUCUAGCAGCCAUCAUUGUUUCAUGGAAACAUACUGGGUAUAGGAAUUGGUAGCAGAGGAAAAUAUGAAGUGGCCGUUUCAGCUGCCAUGCUGUCAGAUGAAUUUAAUGUCGGCAAAGACAGAGUGUCCCAGAGGAGUCUGGCAGAUUUUAUUUAACAGUUUGGAGACUUGGCCGAUUAAGCUUUUCCAGAAAGAAGUUGGUUUUGGUGGUUAAGUUCCUGCAUAGUUUUUAAAUUGUUAAUUAAUUUCAGAUCAAACUGAAUUGAAACAUCACACGCAUUAUUGAUCCCUUGCCAAACACUAAGCAAUGUUGAAACAUUGGAUUCAAACCUAGAAACACAUGAAGUUGUAUUGGCUGUUCAGUGAGCUCUAGUCUUUCAGCAAUAAAUAGAGAUCUGGUUUAUAUGAUACGUUUUUUAAUAGAUUUGCAUUGAUAAACCAAAGCCCCCUUAAGCUCUGACAAAAUUAACUUGGGAGGAGAGGGAAAGGAAUUGGAUUAAGUUAAAAAAACAAAACCAGAGAAAAGGUGCGCCUGUUCAGAGCUCACUUUGGAAGAUGCCUAUAUGCAAGCUGUUCUUUGAGGAUACUGGCCAAACUUCCUGAAAGAAAACAUUCAUGUACUGUGAGCUGCUGCUUAUUUUUGUGUUGGCCAGAAGGGGGAGAUGCUGGCUAAGCUGUGGCAAUUGAAAGAGCGACAAAUUAAAUAGCAAAGCUUCUUUAGCAGGAGGCUGUUCUACAGGUAAAUAAAACCCUUAGGAUUGCAUUCCAAGUUGCAAUUUGUUGCUUGUAUUUUGAUAAGCACAAUCAGUUAUUUACUUAGUAUCCUUUAAAAUAGAAUAGAGCAUGUUGGAAAGGGAGGCGCAAGCUACUAUUCUCUGGAAGGAAAGACCAAAUAAAAACGAGUCUUACUCUCUAUUUAGAGCAGUAGUUUUGCAAGUCAGUUUUGACAGUUCUGCAUAAUUCCUAAGGACUGUUUGCCACUUCACUAUACCUUUGGCAUUUUGUCUUAUGCUUGGAGAAAAGUCAACUUGGUUGACUACUUCACAGCAGGCUAUACUAUAAACCAAUGGUAGAUCUGUCUCAAGUUUUAAAUUAUUUCUUAUCAUCAGAAUUGUCCCUGUCUCAAAAGCUAUUGGAAAAUAGCUUCUGGAGUUUGAUCAGACAAUAUCAAAACAAAUUUAACAGUACUUAUCAACAUGCUUUCAAAGUGGUAUUAAAAUAUGUUAUUUUCAAAGAGCUGAUUGCAUUUAAAAACAACACGGUCUUAGCUGCAUUGUUUCCAAAGUUUCCUCCUGCUUCUGCUCUAUAAAAGGAGUGAUUCAAGGAGUGAUCCUGUUUGAUUGAAUGCAGCAUGUGGCAUUUCUCAUCAUACCUGUUGAUAUAUUUGAUUCUGCCCUGAGAUAAAGUCUUCAGGCAUUCAGUGUAGAAGGAAUGCUUUGCAAACGGAAAUCUGUUUGGAAUACUGCCUAUUAGUUACUGUUCCCUUCAGAAAAAAAAAUGUUAUGCAAGUGUCAUGUUCACACAUGUGGAGUCAAAAACUCUAUCAUUCCUUUAAUAUACAAGGGUGUUCUGCACAAAUAUAAUUGUGUACCUGAAAUGCACCACUGGUUAUUUUUAAGGCAGAAAAAAAGACCACAUAGCAAACCCAUUCUUUCCAUGUAUUUGAACUGUUGAGCAUUUUAGUCUGCAUAUGUCUUGCACUAUGACAGCAGCCCUCUGCUGAUUAGAAGGGAUAUGUGUGUGUUGAAGAUUUUUCUAGUGAAUCCCCCCAUUCUAGUGAAUCCCCCCGUAGCACCAGCAUUGUUCCCUUUAACCAUGUGGCAGGUUGCUGUUCUACUCAAGUUUUACCCAUGCACGUGACUGGAUGUAUUACAUGCCAAUGGAAGUGGGUCCAGAGGGAAGAUGAGUUAACUUCACUCCUGUCACAAGACUUGGGAUGGAAACAGUAGCUUGCUGCACUACAACCAGCAAAGAGAGCUGGUGGGAAACUCUCCAAUGUCUUGUGUGGGGUGUGAAAUUUUUCCAUAUCAUCACUGUCUAAAGUAACCUUUUAAUGGGGUACUUUUUGUUUUUAGAAUCACGAAACUGAGUCCAUGAAAAUUGAUCUUGCCUCUUGAAUUGCAUCCUGGCUCUGGGCCUCUACUUAGUGCAAGGCAUUGUUGCCCAUUGAAAUAAAUCUUGAUGUACCUUCAUGCCCACAUAGCAUUGAUGUCAGAAUGAAGAGUGAGGUAGAAUAACUGAAAUGAGCACAAUUGCUCUUAUUUUCCUGAUGGACUCCUUGUGUGCGCUCCAGGGAUGGCCUUUUGUAAGAAAAUGAGCCUGACUAAUGCCAAUUGAAAGUGUUAUGUAUGCUGCGACGUAUGGAAGAUGUGAGCUGCAAGUGUGUUUAAAUACAGUUGGGCAACUUUUCAGGAUGCCAGCUAAUGACGGCUUGUUUGUCAAGCCACACAGUGGGGUAAACAAGUCUGAUGAAUUCUGGCUGCCUAUUAAAUAUAUCUGAUCCUAUUAUUUAUUGUUACAUUUAAGAUUAAUAAAGAAUGAUUUUUCUAGAAUGUG
Molecule: messenger RNA, 4866 nt
Organism: Gavialis gangeticus (Gharial)
Lineage: Eukaryota; Metazoa; Chordata; Crocodylia; Gavialidae
Gene: TXNRD2
Product: thioredoxin reductase 2
Exons: 17
Coding region: 51-1589 (512 amino acids)
Biological process (GO): glutathione metabolic process; cellular response to oxidative stress; cell redox homeostasis
Cellular component (GO): mitochondrion; cytosol
Molecular function (GO): glutathione-disulfide reductase (NADPH) activity; flavin adenine dinucleotide binding; thioredoxin-disulfide reductase (NADPH) activity
Source: RefSeq, a predicted model, not a curated record